GGGAAGAUGGGUGACUGGUCAUUCCUCCUUAAGAUCCUGGAGAAGGUUAAUGAGCACUCAACAGUGGUGGGCAAAGUCUGGCUGACUGUCCUCUUUAUCUUCAGGAUGAUGGUGUUGGGAGCAGCAGUGGAAUCUGUGUGGGGAGAUGAGAAAUCUGGUUUUACCUGCAACACACAGCAGCCAGGCUGUGAAACCAUGUGCUAUGAUAAGGCCUUUCCCAUUUCACAUAUUCGUUAUUGGGUUUUACAAAUCAUCUUUGUCUGCACACCAUCACUUGUAUACGUUGGCCAUGUCCUACACACAUUUAAGGUGGAAGAGAAGAGAAGACAGCUACAGAAAAAAAUAGCGAUCCUACAGCAAGGACAGACAAAAACUGUUGAGGAGGUCAAGAAUGGCAACAUCAGAAUGGACCCAAAUCCAGCCAGGCAUGAACCACAUGAAAAAUUCAAGAUCAGCGGUGCCCUCUUGCAAACGUAUGUGCUUAGUAUUCUAACGAGGGCAAUAUUUGAGGUUGGCUUCAUAGUUGGUCAGUACUUAAUUUAUGGCAUAUUUCUUCAGAGGCUGUACAAAUGUGACCGGUGGCCCUGUCCUAACACUGUUGACUGCUUUGUCUCACGGCCAACAGAGAAGAACAUUUUCAUCAUCUUUAUGCUGACUGUGGCCAGUGUCUCAAUGUUUCUCAGCCUGGUGGAAAUAUAUCACCUUGGGUGGAAGAAGAUCAAGAAAGGUCUCACAAACACCUUCUAUGGAACUAAUGAGACCCCGAACAAAGCAUUAUUCACAUCAACUCCCAAAACUGGGUAUGUGGCAUUAAGUGGGUGUAGGCAACCUACAUCCUAUUUGUCACCAACUGACUUCCAACAACAUUCUCCAAAGGGGCAUCGGAGUGAACAGAGAAACUUCAGUAACAAACUGGCCAGUGAGCAGAACUGGACAAACACAGCAACAGAGCAGGGACGGGCAAGCAAAAUUAAUUCAUUAGUGCAACAACCCCAUCUUGUACAUUGUGAUGGUGAAAAUGGCCUAAAUGAGAGAUCUGCAGAUGUACCAGGCUCUUCUAGGAUGGGCAAAACAACUUGACCUGUUAUUAGUAAUAUGUGCGGAAACCUGGAGAAGUUACACAAUACCAAACAAAAUGGUUUAGAGCCACAAGAGCAUAUAAAACAGUGGAAGUGAGAAAUUACAUUAUUUGUGGCCCUUAAAUAAAUCAUCAAACCAUAUCCCUUAGGUUAUGUCAGAUGCAUCCGUUUCAGCAUGAAAGAGACACAUAUUGCAGACUUUUACAGCAUGGAUUUCAUCGUGAAAGGGAUAGAUAUAAUUCUGCAACUUGGAGCCAAAAUGUGAAUGACGUACUGUAUUUUCAUUUUAAUGUAUUUGCAUGUGUGUGUCUAUUUGUGCCCUAUUUACAUAGGAUAGUCAAGGGAUCCUACAAAGUUUUGUGUGGAGUCAGUGACAGAAGGAGGAUGUUAUCCAAACCGUGUGCUUGAAGGUAUAAAUACUAGUUUAUUAUAUUUGCUUCUUGCUUGGGUCAGUUGAGUAUUGCAACAAUUCUUUUUUCAGGAAUAUCCGCAGCCCAGGUAGGCAAAGAACUAGAAUGACAACUUUGGUUAUAAGCUUGUGACAAAACAUAGUCACAGAAGUAACAAACCAUAAGUAUGAGAACUCUGGUAUGUUUCUGAGUUAACCACACUGGUUUUAUGCACACAGCUAUGUUUGGAAGGGACCUACUUUUAAUGGUAAUUCUGUUGCUUGGGCACCAUUUAGCUGAAACACAAGUACUUUGAAACAUUUCACUUUUCUUUUUCAUUCAUCUAUAUACUUCAGUUUGCUUUCUUGAAAAUAGUAAAAAACAAAACCGACACUGGGAAUUUGGUAAGGUAUGACAGGUAGGCACAAGUAGUUAUCCAUAUAAAAGGUAAUAUGUUAUAAAGUGUAGUUUAUGAAAUGGAAAUGCAUAAUAAGAUACAAGGCACUUGUACUGAGUGACUUUAGCAUGCAGUAGCUGGUGAUUCUCCCACCCUCAUGCCUUCAUAUUCUACCACCCACAUGCCCUCAUAUUCUACCACCCACAUGCCCUCAUAUUCUUCCACCCUCAUGCUCCCAUAUUCUUCCACCCUCAUGCCCUCAUAUUCUUCCACCCUCAUGCAUGUUUGAAUACUUGCUCUUUUUAAAAAAAGUUGUAUGCUUUUCUAUAGUACAGCUACAUUGUGUUUAUAUAUAGAGAAACAAAUGAAAAAAUGCCUUACUCAAUCAGAAAUUAAAAU
Molecule: messenger RNA, 2264 nt
Organism: Protopterus annectens (West African lungfish)
Lineage: Eukaryota; Metazoa; Chordata; Ceratodontiformes; Protopteridae
Product: gap junction alpha-3 protein-like
Exons: 1
Coding region: 7-1080 (357 amino acids)
Biological process (GO): cell communication
Cellular component (GO): connexin complex
Source: RefSeq, a predicted model, not a curated record